UUUCUCAACCGCAACAUGGCGCAGCUGAAAACAAAACGUUCCUGUAAACUUUCAUGUAUUAUUUACUCGACAUCAUGUAAAUCAUCCCGUAGUAAACUUUUCCCAUCACUCAUGUGCUUAUUAAUGAUAUUAAUCAGCUACAUAGCGGGUUCUGUGGCAGAAACAGAGACAUCUGUCCUGACAAUAGCAGACGCUAACUGGACGGUUACUAUGGAUGGAGAGUGGAUGAUAAAGUUUGUUGCCCCCUGGUGCCCAGCCUGCGCCCAGCUAAAGGAGCAGUGGGAGAGAUUCUCCCACCUGGCAGCAGCCAUGGGGGUUUCUGUUGGAGAGGUGGACGUCACACAACAGCCUGGUCUCAGCGGCCGGUUUUUGGUUACUACACUACCAACCAUCUUCCAUGCAAAGGAGGGCAGCGUGAGGAGGUAUGUGUCUGUCCGUGAGGUGGAAGAGUUCCGUGCAUACAUCGCUAACAGGAAGUGGGAGGAGGUGGAACCACUGCCUUCGUGGAAGUCUCCUUCAUCGCCUCUGAUGAGCUGCAUGGCAGGACUCUUCAGGCUUUCACUGUGGAUAAGGCAGACCCAUGGGUAUCUGACCAGGGAUUUGGGCAUGCCGCCAUGGGGCUCCUACCUUUUCUUUGCCAUAGCAACACUUGUCACUGGGCUGCUGAUGGGACUGGUGCUGGUCCUGCUUGCAGAUGGCAUCUGUCCUUCCCAACCGAAGGGAAAACGGGAGAAAGCAGAUUUGUGUGUUCGUAUCGCAAAGGAGAAGCAACCAUCAGAGGCAGAUGAGGGGGAGGUGUCUAAUAAGGAGGAGCCACAGACACCGAGACAGAGGAAGAAAGAGACACCCCAAACCUCCUAACACUAAGUGUUUUAUGUGUGGGGGGCAUUCAAUCAAUCAAUCAAACGUAUUUAUAAAGCCCUUUUUACAUCAGCAGUUGUCACAAAGUGCUUUUAUGAAAACACCCAGCCUGAAUCCCCAAGGAGAAAGCAACAACAGUGUUGAAGCACAGUGGCUAGGAAAAACUCCCUAAGAGGGGCCAAAAUAUUGAAAGAAACCUAGAACCCCUCGGAACCAGGCUCAGAGGGGUGACCAGUCCUCUUCUGGCUGUGCCAGGUAAACAUUUUAAGAGUACAAGUUGUAAUAAUAAAUGCAUGUGGGCUGUGUCCAGAGUCUAUAAAACCUAAUCCAGGUCAGAAGCAAGGCAUUCUGAUAGGUGUCCUUUUAUUUUAAAUCAACCAGUUUUUAUAACGUCCAAUAUUCUAGGGUUUAGGUCAAAAUACACAUUCAGUGCUAAAUGCAUACAUCCAUUUCAGUAAGGUUGUAUGAUUGCAGUAUUGGUUGAUGACUGUGACAUGGACCAUGUAAUCACCAAAAUAAAUAUUUGUACACAAUGGCUUAA
Messenger RNA from Esox lucius (northern pike), 1402 nucleotides. RefSeq names its product thioredoxin-related transmembrane protein 4 (gene tmx4). The transcript has 8 exons. The coding region runs from base 16 to 861 and encodes 281 amino acids. Lineage: Eukaryota; Metazoa; Chordata; Actinopteri; Esociformes; Esocidae. The record is from RefSeq and is a predicted model, not a curated record.